AUGACAACGUCAAUAUUGAAUAGAAAUGGGUAUCGUUUGUUUCCUAGAUUUGAAUCCUCAUCGUUUAUUCAUCGUUCUCACUCACGAACACUGCAAACAAUACCAAAAUGUCAUCGUCUAGAAUCACGAAUUAUUUCACAAUCAUCUAAUUAUUAUGCAUCGUGUCCUCGUGAAUCUUUUCCUUCAUUGAUUAUUCAACAAAAACAACAUCAAAUUCAUUAUCCUUAUCAAUUCAAACCAUAUGAUAAUACUAGUGAAUAUUGUGAUUUAUUUAAUCUUUUAGAAUCUGAUGUAGAAUUAAAAUUAUUAACAAAUACAACAUCAAUACCAUCUGAUUAUUGGCAAUAUCAUCAGCCUCUAUCAAGACGAAUAAAACGUCAUACAAAACAACAGCAACAUCAAUCUCAAUAUGGAAAUACGGCAAGAAAACAUUCACAUAAUUAUAAACAGCGUAAUAUUGGUAAUCGUCGACGAUCAGUUGAUUUUGAAUAUGCUCAUGCACGUUUAAAUCGAGAUAAAUUUGUUCAUGAAAAUCAUCGAGUUUUAUUAGCUGAAUGUUGUACGAGUAAUGGUGCCAUUGGAAUUGAACAUCGAGCAUUAUUACCAAACAAAAAGAGUAGAGUAAAAAUUGCUGUUAGUGAUGAAAGAAAAAUAAAAAAUCAAAUAAGACAAAGUAGUUUUUGGCGUUUGGCAUUGAAUUAUUUUUGCAUUCCAGUUGGUGGACGAUAG
Didymodactylos carnosus is the source of this 729-nucleotide messenger RNA. The record is from the annotation of a GenBank genome assembly. NCBI's taxonomy places the organism in Eukaryota, Metazoa, Rotifera, Eurotatoria, Philodinida, Philodinidae.